ACGAAGUAGUUCAAAUGCCUCUGCCAUGUUCGAUCGAUUUCCAGACCGAGACAAGCGCCGCAGCCCGCAGCAGAAGGCUCGCGACAUCAGCUCGAGCCAGCUGACGGGAUCCACACGGUGCCAUGUCUUCCCGGCGGCCGUCGCAUCCGUCCCACCGGAAUCCACGGCGAUUCCCGUCCGCCUGCUAUCUUCUAGUACUCACCCUUGCCCUCCUCGUCGUCUCCGCCGCCGCCAAGUCCUCCCGCCGCCCCAUCUCCGACAACGAGAUCCGGCAGAAGAAGGAGGCCUGCUACACCGACGUCGAGAACGGGCUGUGGGGAUGGGUGUGCAGGUACUCGCCGACGGAGAAGGAGAACUGCGUGCUGCGCUGCCUCUCGCCGGAGUGCUACGACCUCAUAUACGGCGGGGAUCCGCUUGAGGAAGGGGAGUUGGACUAUGUUCGAAGCCAGGAGUACAAGUAUUGUAUGCACAAAUCAUCCCUUGGAGAAAGCUUGGAUGGUGUGAAGGGAUCCUUCAGCUACUCAUGAAGGAAUGAGAAGAAAAAGGUUCUGUUAGUCUGCUGUAAAUUUUAUUUACAAUCUUGAACAGACAUGCAUCUUUUUAGAUAAUGGAAUUGUAAUUCCAGACUUUGCUUUUUCUCAAAGCAUCACCGGUGCAUCAUCUUAUAUUAAACUUACAAAUGCAAAUUAAACAUUGGAUUC
This is a messenger RNA of Zea mays, 701 nucleotides long. RefSeq lists its product as uncharacterized. NCBI's taxonomy places the organism in Eukaryota, Viridiplantae, Streptophyta, Magnoliopsida, Poales, Poaceae. The record is from RefSeq and is marked predicted.